AUGGCCACAACGUCAGCCAUUGUUCCAUCAGGAUCCGCAAUGAGUCCACCCCCACAAAUGACUGUUUCUGCCCCCAUGCCAGUAUCGAUGGCCUUGUCUCAAAGCAGUCGUCUGAACGCCGCCAGUAUUACUACUUCUAGAACUGGUAGUCCCGUAGACUCUCAAAGAGCUGAUUCCCCAGCCCUUUCAACAGAUGGCGCAGCAGGUACCAAUCCUCCUACAAAGAGAAAUGCCUUUGUUCACAAGUUGUUUGCUAUGUUGUCAGAUCCUGCUUUAAAACAUCUUAUUUGGUGGACUGAAAGUGAAGAACAAAAUAUCUUUGCUUUACAUCCUGGUGAAGAAUUUGCUACUGCCUUAACAAACUAUUUUAAGCAUGGUAAUGUGGCUUCAUUUGUUCGUCAAUUACAUAUGUAUGGUUUCCAUAAAGUUAGCGAUCCAAGCAACCAUAGCAGCGAUAAUAACAACAACAAUAAUAACGCUGCAAUUUCUGCAUCUUCUUCCAAUGAGACUUCUGGUUCACCAAAGUCAGCUUCAAAGUUGCCUGUUUGGGAAUUCAAGCAUUCUUCAGGUAAGUUCAAAAAGGAUGAUGAAUCAUCUCUCAAAUACAUCAAGAGAAGAUCUUCUUCCAACUCCUCCCGACACUCCUUUACUAGUUCAAAUGGGGCAGGUUCUAUCUCACAUAGUGGACCAAAUACGUCCAUUUCACAUAACGGUCCCACUUCGGUUCCAAUGCAUGCAUCGAGUGAUGAGUUACUCUCCCAGAAUUCGAACAUCUUACCUCAAUUUCAGCACGCUCAUUUUCAACAAGCUGUGCUUCAAUCACCCCACCAAUAUGCUCACAUGACUGUAUCGUCUCCAAUGCAGCAACCUCAUUCACAAGUUCAACCUCACUUUGACGCUGCUCACUUUCCUUACCCAUAUAUGCAAUCUCCAUACGUUUUGGGGGCUCCUCAACAGCACAUGUACACAGUAACUGGUCAACCUAUGAAUCCUGCAACUCCGGUCCCUUUUCAUCAACACCAACAAUACUCUGCUACAAUUGGUCAACAUAUCCAAGGCUCCAUAGUUCAUCCUCAGCAAAUUGUUGCCCCAAUACCUCAAGCUCCUUAUGGACCUCAUCAACAAUAUCAAAUUCCUCCUGCUGCUCCUGCCGUUCAAGGUCCAGCUAAUCUUCCAACACAAACAGAGGCUGUGGGAAAACCUACUACUCCAUUUUCUCAAACAGCUGGCGCAGAUGCUGAACGGUCGAGAACUCCUCAACUGAAUUCAGUAUCACAUUCACAAUACCAACCCCAAUACUAUGCGCCUAAUUUGCAGUUUAGAAAGAUAUGGGAAUCUUCUUCAACAGAUCACAGUAAGUCUUUGUCUCGUCCAAGAAUCCCAUCGUUGUUGUUGGAUCCUUUGAUUCCAGCAGCAAAUCCAAGUUCACUUCCAAGAAUUAUUCAAAGUAACUUUACAUCACCAGUUAUGCAAAACAGUGAGGCACCACGUUCAGGUACUUCUCUGGUUAAGCCAAACACUAGUAUUUCAAAUCUGAUCAGACCUUCUUUGGUUGGAAUGCAAGCUAGAAGCAGUGGAGCAUCCACCCCAAAUCCAAGUGGGAAGAGAUCACACGAAGAAUCUGUGAGUUCAACUAACUCAUCGAUAUUCCUGAUGCGGUCGACAUCUUCUGCUGCUUCAUCGAGUUCAUUGUCGUUCGGUCUUGGUAAUACUGUUUCUCCUAAACCCUUUUCUGGAAUUCCCAGUCAAGUACCAUGCCGCAACACUUCAUUUGGGGCAGGUUCAUUCCCUCUUUUGAAUGCAAAAAGUGGAUCAUUUGCUAUUGGUCCAACAGAUGUUUCUGAACACUCCAAGACUCAAAGUGUGAUUCAAGUAGCACCCAUUAGAUCAACUUCACCAACUGCAAGAUCUGAGACCAAUAUGGGAGUUGCUACUCCACGUAUUGUUCCUAAGUGCAAAGGAUCUCGCUCUCAAACGUCUUCACCAUUAUCACAGUGUCAUUCAAGUACAAUCAAGGAGGUACUUGAAACACCCAACGUGAAGAAGAUGAGUGUUAUGGAUAUGCUUAAUGAGCGUUCGGACAAACGGAGAAAGGUUGACUAA
Molecule: messenger RNA, 2103 nt
Organism: Lizanozyma spartinae
Lineage: Eukaryota; Fungi; Ascomycota; Pichiomycetes; Serinales; Debaryomycetaceae
Gene: SFL2
Product: Sfl2p
Exons: 1
Coding region: 1-2103 (700 amino acids)
Biological process (GO): regulation of DNA-templated transcription
Molecular function (GO): sequence-specific DNA binding; DNA-binding transcription factor activity
Source: RefSeq, a predicted model, not a curated record